CCCCAUUCCUCCCUACACAGAGCAGGCGUGUUCAAACAUUACGAACCAGACCAGCUAUUGUUUCCGGAGAAACGUUCAUUUCUUUAAAAGGAUUGUGUUAUUUUCUUCAAUCAAAGAUACCAGGCAAAAUUAAUAGUGCCUAUUUUACCAAAUUAAAAAAUGGAUCCUCGAGCUCGUUUGCUGCUGCUCCUUCUCUACGGCUUUGUCCUUUGCACCGGGGCCACCAUUGCAGAGCUCAGCUAUUCUAUUCCGGAGGAGAUGAGACCCGGAUCCAUUGUUGGGAAUAUCGCCAAGGACCUCGCAAUUGAAGGACGGUCCUUGAUCUCUCGUAAGGCCCGCAUUGAUACUGUUAAUGAGGAUGUGCGUUACUGCGACAUUGACAUCAAAACGGGGAAUUUUAUGAUCCGGGAGAGGAUUGACAGAGAGGAGCUGUGUGGAGAGACUGUGACAUGUGCACUUAAAUACGAAUUGGUUUUAGAAAGCCCGCUGGAGCUGCAUCGCAUUACGGUUCUUGUCCAGGAUGUAAAUGACAAUUCACCUGUCUUUCCAAAGGAUCAUAUAAAGCUGGAAAUACGUGAAUCAGCCGACAAAGGAACUCGAUAUCGCAUUAAUGAAGCAGAUGACGCAGACAUUGGUCAAAAUGCUGUUAAACAAUAUUUCUUACAAAACAAUCCUCAUUUUGUUUUAUCCGUUCGAGAAAACUCGGAUGGAUCAAAGAGUCUUGAAUUGGUGUUAGAUAAAGAGCUUGAUCGUGAAACAGAAAAUGAUUUAAGUGUGGUUCUCACUGCCAGUGAUGGUGGCACUCCACAAAGAUCCGGAACGGUCCUCGUGCACGUCACAGUGCUGGAUGCAAAUGAUAACGCUCCAGUGUUUGGUCACGAAAUUUACAAGGCUAGUCUUCCUGAAAACUCAGCACUUGGAACUGUUGUUAUUAGAGUGAGUGCAAUAGAUGCAGACGAUGGCAUUAAUGGUGAAGUUACAUAUGAUUUUAGUCGUAUUGCAGAAAAAGCUAAAAAAGUGUUCUCAAUUGAUAAUAAAACCGGCGAGAUUGUAGUAAUAGGGUCACUUGAUUUUGAAAGUAAUUUCAAAUAUGAAAUGCGGGUAGAUGCUAAAGAUGGUUAUGGGCUUUCAUCACAUUGUAAAGUAGUGAUCGACAUUUCUGAUGUAAAUGACAACUCGCCUGUAAUUAAUAUUAAGUCACUGUCUAAUGCAGUCGCAGAGAAUGUGCCACCAGGUACUGAGGUAGGCAUCAUUAACGUGCAGGAUCGAGACUCUGAACAAAAUGGACAAAUUCAUUGCUCCAUUCAACAAAAAGUCCCCUUUAAGUUAGUUCCUUCUAUUCCAAACUAUUAUUCUCUAACGACUACUGGAAAACUGGAUCGUGAACUUGUGUCUGAUUACAACAUUACAAUCAGCGCCACUGAUGAGGGCUCUCCUCCUCUGUCCUCCUCUAAAACCGUUCACUUGUCCAUAGCAGACAUAAACGACAACCCACCUGUGUUUGAGGAAAAGUCCUACAGUGCAUAUGUGACUGAAAACAACAAGGCUGGCUUAACUUUAUGUUCUGUUAGUGCCCGAGACCCGGACUGGCGACAGAAUGGUAGUGUAAUUUAUUCUCUAUUAGCCACUGAAGUAAAUGGUUCCCCAGUGUCCUCCUUUGUGUCUAUUAACGGAGACACAGGAAUAAUCCAUGCCGUCAGGUCGUUUGAUUACGAAAACAUGAGGAGCUUCAAAGUCCACGUUAUAGCCAGGGACAAUGGUUCUCCUCCAUUGAGCAGCAACAUUAGCGUCAGUGUGUUUGUCUCAGAUGUAAACGACAACUCUCCCCAGAUACUGUACCCCGCCCCGGAGGGCAACUCCUUCAUGACUGAGCUGGUCCCCAAAGCUGCACAUGGAGGCUCUGUGGUAUCCAAAGUGAUAGCGGUGGAUGCCGACUCCGGACAGAACGCCUGGCUUUCUUAUCAUAUAGUAAAGUCCACAGAUCAAGGACUUUUCACCAUUGGUCUCCACAGCGGAGAAAUCCAGACCCAGCGGGACAUUUUGGAAUCUGACAGCAUGAAACAGAACCUGAUUGUGGCAGUCACAGAUAACGGGCAGCCCCCUCGCUCUGCCACCUGCUCCAUGUAUUUGAUCCUUUCCGAUAACUUGGCUGAGAUGCCAGAACUAAAAGAUAUUUCUUAUGAGCAGAAGAAUUCCAAACUGACAUCUUAUCUGAUUAUCGCUCUAGUGUCUGUGUCCACCUUCUUUCUGACAUUCAUCAUCAUCGUCCUGGGUGUGAGGUUUUGUCGUAGGAGAAAGCCCAGACUGUUGUUUGAUGGAGCAGUUGCCAUCCCCAGUACAUAUCUCCCUCCUAAUUACUCAGACGUUGAAGGCACGGGAACUUUACGCAGCACCUAUAACUAUGAUGCCUACUUGACAACUGGUUCCAGAACAAGUGAUUUUAAGUUUGUAUCCUCUUACAAUGAAAACACACUUCCUGCGGAGCAGACCCUGAGGAACAGUCAGAGUGACUUCAUUGAUGAGUUUCAGGAUUCUUUCGACCCAUUGGAGGUAGGCAGUUUUCUUCAUGUUAAAGCCUCUUAUUGAUCAAACUUGAACAAUACAUUCAUCUGGGAGCAGAACUUUGUGUUUCCAUUUAACCUCUUUUAAAGUAAAAAUGACAUUUUAUAAAAGUAGUUUGUGGUGUUUUAACCGUUUAGAUUUUUUUAAUUUAUUUUUUUUAAAUAUAUUUUGUAUUGCAUUCCUUUGAUGAAAACUUACUCUCCCAUCAUACAAGAUUUAUUAAAUGUUACUGACCCAUGAGAUUGAUCAUUUGGUGAAUAAAGCACUAAUUUCAACACUUCAAAAAACUGUUUUUCAACUAAUGUGAAGUUCCUUCUAUAUUUUUUUGUCACGUAAUUAUAUACUUUAGGGUCGAUUAUGUAAAAUAACUUGGUGAUAACAUUUGAUUCAGAAACAUAUUUUCCCAUAGCAAUGUAUUUGCAAAUUUGGCAACUAUACAAAGCUUCAUCUGUCUACUUUUUUUUUUUCAACUUUUGGGAUGAAUAAUGUUUAUUUUUUUAUUAAAUCGUAGGAAAAGUCAUAUCAUACUAUUUUGAUUUUCAAUCCAUAUUGUACUGAGGCCAAACUAUUUGGUUUUAACAUGGAUACUGUAUUGCUUGAUGAAUCCUUAAUGCACUUGAUGAGAGACAC
Corythoichthys intestinalis (scribbled pipefish) is the source of this 3192-nucleotide messenger RNA. RefSeq names its product protocadherin gamma-A11-like. The coding region runs from base 160 to 2586 and encodes 808 amino acids. NCBI's taxonomy places the organism in Eukaryota, Metazoa, Chordata, Actinopteri, Syngnathiformes, Syngnathidae. Gene Ontology annotation, cellular component: plasma membrane. The transcript has a single exon. The record is from RefSeq and is a predicted model, not a curated record. Gene Ontology annotation, molecular function: calcium ion binding. Gene Ontology annotation, biological process: homophilic cell-cell adhesion.